Messenger RNA from Quercus lobata, 1947 nucleotides. Its product is annotated as tudor domain protein (DUF1767). The transcript has 8 exons. Bases 67 to 1677 code for a protein of 536 amino acids. NCBI's taxonomy places the organism in Eukaryota, Viridiplantae, Streptophyta, Magnoliopsida, Fagales, Fagaceae. Gene Ontology annotation, cellular component: nucleus. The record is from RefSeq and is a predicted model, not a curated record.
UUUCUGCUUUUCACAUUCCGAUUCAAAUUCCCAGGAUCGCAGCGCACAGACGCUAAAAGAACAAAAAUGGAAGAGAACACCACCACGGCCGCCGCCUCCACCUCCGCCACCACCACCACCGAUUCGGAUUCGAUCAUAUUAGAAACGCUAAGAAGUAGAGGAUGGUGUCUCGGCGACAUCGACCAAUUGAAAGCCAUAAUCAUGAUCCACUCCGCCUUGGCCGACGACAUGUCUACGGUUGUGGAUUCAGUCGAGUCCGAGCUCACCAACAUGGAUCUCAAAUCCUUCGGAGCCAAGUCCCUACCUGACCCGACUCUCCCUCGCAAGCCAUCUCAUAUUCUCGGUCCCAAAGUCCUUCAGAUAUCUUCAGUGAGAGACAUAGCGAAAAGCACAAUUGAGGAAUUUUCGCAUAGUUCAAAUAGUAAGCGGCUUCUAAGGCUAGGGCUCACAGAUGGACACGCUGAGAUAACUGCUAUAGAGUUCUCUCAUAUCCCUUCGAUCCCCGACGACGUUGUUCCUGGCACUAAGGUCCGUUUGGAAAAUAAAGCUGUAGUACGUAAUGGUAUAGUAUGCUUGAAUCCUAAAGUGUUAACUCUAUUAGGAGGACUUGUUCAACCACUCUAUGAAGAAUGGAAGAUGAGCCAAAAAUAUUCAGGUCUUUCCCGCUCAUCAUUGAGGCUAUCACAGGAGAGUGGUACAGGAGGUCCUCCUCCAUUUGAGAAGUUGCAAAUUGGGGCACCCUCACAUCGAUUUGCUCAGCAAGGAAAAUCUUCUGAAUACGCUGAGUCUACUUCCAAAAGCUUUGGGCCUAAUGGUGCUAGAAAUACUAAUAUUAGGCCAACAGGAAGGCAGCAAAACCUUGAUAAAGCAACCAGUGCAGUUAAUAAUCCAAAUGCAGCUUCAAUUACAGAGAGAGAAUACACUGGGUCUACUUCCAAAAGCUUUGGGCCUAAUGGUGCUAGAAAUUCUAAUAUUAGGCCAACUGGAAGGCAGCAAAACCUUGAUAAAGCAACUAGUGUAUAUAAUAAUCCAAAUGCAGCUUCAAUUACAGAGAGAGGUAGUGCUGAAACGACCACUGAAUACACUGAGUCUACUUCCAAAAGCUUUGGGCCUAAUGGUGUUGGAAAUACUAAUAUUAGGCCAACUGGAAAGCAGCGAAACCUUGAUAAAGCAACCAGUGCAGAUAAUAAUCCAAAUGCGGCUUCCAUUACAGAGAGAGCUGAAGAAAAUCCAAGCAGCUCUGAAAUAAGAGCCAAAGAAGUUGUGGAAUAUAUCCCUGUUCAAAAUCAAGCAGCUGCACAGAAACUCCGCCAGAAAAUGAGCAACCAAAACCAGGAUGGGCGACAAUAUAAAGGUAGAAAACAUAGGGGAAAGGGGAAACAAGAAGAAGAGCCAGUUGUUUACACUCUAGAUGAAUGGGAAAAGGGAAGAGGAGAGACAAAGCCUGUAACAAGAGAUGGGUUUCCAAACAUUAGUCGUGAUGAGGAUCUUGCAUGGCAGCUUCAAAACCAAUUUGAUUUAGAAGAUUCUCAUGUACAAAGAGGCAGUCAUGAAGCAGGGGCUGAUAACUUGCUUAUGAGUAUGUUUAAUUAUGAAAGAGAUGAUGAUAGGUCUCGUGGUACAGGACGAGGGAGAGGAAGGGGAAGGGGAAGGGGAAGGGGAAGAAGAUUUGGUUAACUUUCUAUCCUUAGUCUCUGUAUUAUCUAUAUCCUCAUAGCCUCUUUUGUGUCAUUGUGUGUAUAGUAACUUUUGUGGUUUUUUGGUAAUUAUAAUUUUUUGCGUUAGCAAUGUGUAUUUAUUCAAGUGUCAGUAGCGAGGUCCUGAACGUGUUAAAAUCUUGAAAAUUUCUCUUCUAUUGCCACCCUCAUAUUUGAUUGUUCGGUAAAGACUUACACAGUUACAGUACCUUUUUGAAGAAUGAGAAAGGAAUUGAACUUUUUCUGAUUU